Messenger RNA from Taeniopygia guttata (zebra finch), 2335 nucleotides. NCBI's taxonomy places the organism in Eukaryota, Metazoa, Chordata, Aves, Passeriformes, Estrildidae. The record is from RefSeq and is a predicted model, not a curated record.
AUGGGGAGAGGAGCAGAGAGGGGAAUUGGGUGUGAUACCAAAAUCAGGCAGAAUACACUUUCCAUCACUAUGAGAAGCAUUAGGAUGGAGGAAUUCUUUACCUCCACAGGACACACAGAAGGAUCUCUUCUUGUCCUGUGUGUGAUAGAACUUCACAGCAGGUUUUUUAUCCAUCAUAAUCACAUAGAGUCAUUAACGUGUCUUUCUUAUCUAAGACAUAAACAUCACUUUCCUAGGACUAAUUUCCAUGCAUUCACCUCCUUCUCCAAGUCCUUUCCUGGUCCUGGAGGAUCAUUCAGAGGGGUCUCUGGUGGUCGCAUUCACUGAGUGCUGUGAUAUUAAAGGUGAUCUUGCCUUGAACCGUUUUACCCCAUUGGCUGUUCGGUUUUCCCCCACUCCGUAUUUAAUUUGUUUGCGUGGUUCGUUUCGUGCUUUCUUCUGGCUGGCUCCAGCACGAUCCGCCCUGCCUGCGCCUUUCCGGUAAACACCGGCGCGGCACGCCUGGUCCCCUUCGAGUUACUGUAUUCCCCGUUGGAUUACAAUAAACGGAAUUCGCCCCCAGAGAAAGACUCUCUUCGUAAUUCGCCGUGGGGUCGCUGGCUGCUCUCUGGAACUCCGAUAGCGCUUCCCAAAGCCCGCGAGGGUCCAGCGGGAAGCGCUAGAAACUUGCCCACCCCUCUCCCCAGAGCUGGCCGGGGCUGAGGAAGGGCAUCGGGGAGAGGAGCACCGGCACAUUUGUAGCAAAAAAAAAAAAAAAUUCCACCCAGGAUAAAUAUCUGACUGCGCCAUGACUGCACCGAGUCAUGGGGGGCAACAACAGGAUUGGGCACAGACAGCAGGUGGUGGGACAGGACUGGGGAGCUCCUGGUGAUCUGGGCACUUUCUCCUUAAUGUCACUGACCUGGCAGGAGCCGCUUUAGGACAUGGAUCCCAAAGGAGCAAGAGGUUCCAGGAAGCGCCGCUGAUCUGCACAGUCCCCUUUGCCUGCUGCUGCCCCACAGGGAACAGGGAGCUGCUGAGGAGCCUCAUAGUCCAUCCCUGGAUUCUCCAAGCACUGACUCCCAAUUUACUCUGACCACAGCCAGGGCCACAUCCCACCACCUGCCCAGCGUCCAUCCAUGGAGGAGCCGCUUUAGGACGUGGAUCCCAAAGGAGCAAGAGGUUCCAGGAAGCGCCGCUGAUCUGCACAGACCCCUUUGCCUGCUGCUGCCCCACAGGGAACAGGGAGCUGCUGAGGUGCUGCAUGGUUUGUUCCUGGAUUUUCCAACCACUGACUCCCAAUUUACUCUGACCACAGCCAGGGCCACAUCCCACCACCUGCCCAGCAUCCAUCCAUGGAGGUGACCACCAUGUCCCCAUCUCCUGCCUCACCCACUGAGGGAGAUGAUGUCUGUGAGACAGAUGUCACCAGCAUGGCCAUUAACAGUGUGACACUGCUCAUCUGCCUCUGUGGGCUGGCUGGGAACGGGGCUGUGCUCUGCCUUCUCCAAAGGAACACCACCACCUUUUACAUCACCAACCUGGCUUUCGCCAACUUCUCCUUCCUCCACUUUGCGGUCCACUCCACCCUGCUCGACCUGCUGGAUGAAUUGUCCUGCUCCACAGUCGUUCCCCUGGUGUUCCUGAGGGCACUUUUCCUGCUCCUGCUGUUCUCCUACAACAUGGGGCUGUACCUGCUGACAGCCAUCAGCAUCGACGAGUGCACAUCCACCCUCUACCCACUCUGGUACCGCUGCCGCCGUCCCCAGCGCCUGUCAUGGGUGGUAUGUGCCCUGCUCUGGGCCCUCUCAUUUGCUGUCAUUGUCACAGUGACUUCCCUGUGCCUGUCACAGGAGCACGAGCACUGCCAGGUAUCUCUCAUCACCAUGUAUGCCCUCAACCUCUUCCUCUUUGCUCCAGCCAUGGUCAUUUCCAGCACAGUCCUCCUCAUUAAGGUCAAGUGUGGCUCCCAGCAGCAGCAACCCAAGAGACUCAACAUUGUUAUUUUCCUUGUUGUGCUCUUCUUCCUCCUCUUUGCUCUCCCCCUCAGCCUCUGCAAUUUCCUGCAGCAGCUCGGUUACAUCACUGUGUCCUCCCAGGUUGUUAUCCUGCUCGCCUGCAUCCACAGCACCAUCAACCCCUUCAUCUACUUCUUGGUGGGGAGGUGCUGGAGGCCCUGCUCUGUGGGGUCCCUCCGGCUCUCCCUCAGGAGGGUGUUUGAGGAGCCAGAAGAAAACACUGCCCACAGUGAUGAUCCUGCAAUGGAUACAGCCUUCCCAGCCUGAUGAUCCCUUCCACUGCUCUGCUGAAGGACCUUAGUGCAGAGUCACCUGAUUAAUAAAUACCCUCAGUAUCA